UCGGCUCGACUCGACUCAUUAACAACCCUACUCACAGGAUAUUAUUGGUGCUGUAACGAUGACGACGAGUGACGGAGUAUUGUGUGGGCUGGAUCAUGAACCUUCAGGAUGGGCGGAAGGUGUUUGUUACCUUGACAAUUGGGCCUGAAUGUUAAUGGGCUUCAGUAAAAUUACAAAUCAACUCACAAGAUUUAAGUUUGAUGGGCUGCAUUGGGCUGAAUGUUUCAUCUCCCACCGUGAGAUUAUAAAAUUUGGCUUGAUAUAUUAUAUCACCCAGUUUAUCAAUUAAUCAUGAAAUUUUAUCACAAAAAGUUUCAUAACUGUUGAAAUCAAAAGGAAUUUCUUAAUAUUUUAAUGGAAAUAUAUAACUGGUGACCUGGUGGGACAAAUCGAUGAGGCUAAUCAGUGAUACCUUUUUCCAAAAAAAGAGAUAAUGAGUGGACAAGAAAGGAUAGGCGGCAGUGGGCAAUUUACAUAUUAUCGGGUCAAUUGCAUGAUUGGUCACUGAAAUUAAAAAAAACGUUAAUGUCUGGUCACUGGAAAUAUUUAAAUCCAAUCUUGAUCACUCAAAUUAGUUAGAUGGUUCAAGUUUGGUCACUCUUCGUUAACUCUAGCUUACGUGGUAGUCAACUUUCAUAGUUGACCGUUAAAUAUGUGACGUGACAAUUAAAAAAUUAUUAAAAAUAAAAAAUAAAUUUUUUAUAUUUUCCACCUCAUUAUUACAUUCAUUAAAAAAUAAAUAAAAUAAAAAACCUAAUUUCUUUUCUACACACCCCAAAACCCUAACCGACCCAACCUCACCAUCACCAGAUAUACGAAACGAAAAUCACUCACGAUUGUAGGUACCCGAAAACCAGAACCAACAGCGAAACCGAGCAAGUUCAAAAAACUGCAGAGAGUUCAUAAAGCAGGUAGCUUUUACACCAUAAUCAUCGUACAGAUGUAGAUGCAUCAGUCUGAAACCUCUCAUCAAACAAAUCUCAAUGCCCAUACCCCUUUGAAUGCCCGAUCAACGACAUGCAAAUGCAGAAUUCGACUUCUCAGCCUGCUCAAAGUCAAGCUCGCAGCGUCCCCCUGACAUUAACACACCCUGACAAAUCCAGGAACUCCAAAUUCGAGCACCCUUCGCUAAUCGACUCGAUCCCUUUAGCCGUUAACCUCGAGAAUCGAAGCUCUAAGUGCUUCAACCCUGUCAUGAACUUCCCAAUUGUUGCGGUUUCCGAAUCUGCUUCAAAAGGGCAAGCCAUGUCUGCCAUGAGGUACUCGUUUGGCACAUUCCCUAGACGUUGGGAAGAAGAUUGAAGCUUAGGGAACAUGGGGAAAAAAUCAAUUCAGUCCCAAUCGUUUCUCUAAAUCAUCAUCUAAGAAAUUCGAUUGAAAAUUCAUUUUUCUACGGUUUAAAGAAACCGUCUUUCGUUACCUCUCGGCGGCGAGAUUCGGUCGGAGUAGUGACGGGAACGAAACCCAGAGAGGGUUCCGUCGCUCCAGGCGAUGGCAGAGCGGAGCAUGGAAUCGAUCCACCUCUCGAACUUCGGGACCACCAAAGAGGGAACGCCGGCCCGGAAUCGAAGUAGGUGUCGAGGUUGAUGGCGGAGUGGAUCGACGAGUCGGUGAAGACCGCGCGCCAGGGAUUGCAGAAAUUAGGUUUUGGGUGCGUAGAAAAGAAAUUAGGUUUUUAUUUUUUUUAUUUUUUAAUGAAUGUAAUAAUGAGGUGGAAAAUAUAAAAGUUUUUUUUAUUUUUAAUAAUUUUUUAAUUACCACGUCACAUAUUUAACGGUCAAUCAUGAAAGUUGACUGCCACGUAAGCUAGAGUUAACGGAGAGUGACCAAACUUGAACCAUUUAACUCAUUUGAGUGACGAGGAUUGGAUUUAAAUAUUUCCAGUAACCAGAUAUGAACGUUUUUUGUAAUUUCAGUGACCAUCAAUGCAAUUAACCCAUAUAUUAUCACCUAGUUUAUCAAUUAAUCAUGAAAUUUUAUCACAAAGUUUCAUAACUAUUGAAAUCAAAAGGAACUUCUUAAUAUUUAUUGGAAAUAUAACUGGUGACGCCUGGUGGGACAAAUCAAUGAGGCUAAUCAGUGAUACCUUUUUCCAAAAGAGAUGACGAGUGGACAGGAAACGAUAGGCUGAUGAGUGAUGAUAAGUUUGGCUAAGAAAUGUCGGUCGUAUACUUGUAUAAUUGUAUUGUAUUCAUAUGCUGCGUGCUUCCCUGGCCGUCCACUCUCUUCCCGUGCAGACCUGACUUCUUCGCCGGCGGCGGCGCCGGCAGCAAUUGGGGGCGACCCGGCGAACAUACUCGGUAGGUCUUCUUCUUCUUCUUCUUCUUCUCAGCUGUACACAUUAUGGCUUCUCUCGAGGUCCAUCACAGUGUUCUUGACUUCUUGUUGCCGGCCGGUUUCCUUAUUAUUGUAACUUGGUCAUCAAAUUUAUAUAAAUGCGCAGUAACACCCUUUUGUUUUUCUUUUUUGUAAAAAAAAUUGCAUCUCCUUUCCUCUGCAGUUUCAAUAUCCCGAUCUGGAUCUGCAGAUGUAUCCUUAAAUGAUGAGUACUUUUUUUUCCUAGCCGCCCUCCUUGAUUAACCAGAAAAAUAGAUAAUGUAGAAAGGGGAAAAGAGUUAAAAAAUAAUAAUAAUUCCGAGUAUGAUGUUUUGAACAUCAUAUAAGAAAAAAAUUGUUUCAUACAAGUCGAAUUCGGUUCAGAGAACAACUUAUUAUAAGAUUAGUCACUUAGCAAACGACCUUCGAAGAUCUAUGAUGAAUAAUAUUUCAAUUGAAGUAGAUGAUCAAACGUUUAAAUGGACUUAUUACCACUAAGAGACGUGAGUUUAAACCUAAAUAUCCUCAUAGGACUAAGAAAAUUUUUUCCCCCAUUCAUAUGGAUAAUUCUUUAAGAGGGUCGUAAGCUCUUUUCUUUUUCUUUUUAAUAUUGGUUGCAAAAAAAAAAUUAUCCAAAAUUAUAGAUGAGUGGAUUAUGAUGCUUAGGAUAACAGCUACAACUUGCAGGAUUACUACAGAUCAAACGUAUGAAUUGUGUUUACCAAUAAGUAUUAUUGGGAUUCGAACAAAUGACAUUUCAAUUACGCAAAUUUAUGAUAUCACGUUAAAAACCAGUUAAUAUUAAUAAAUCAAAUUAUUAUGAGAAAUUCAAUGGUUGAUCAUAUACCGUAUUACUGAAUUCAUUAAUAUCCUAAUUCAACUCAAAUAGCCGCCUCCAUCAAGUAGCCUCCUCCAUGAAUUAAUAAACAGGAAAGUGUAUG
This is a messenger RNA of Linum trigynum, 3257 nucleotides long. The record is from the annotation of a GenBank genome assembly. Lineage: Eukaryota; Viridiplantae; Streptophyta; Magnoliopsida; Malpighiales; Linaceae.